GGAACCUGAACGCACCGCCUGAACGCUGCGCUGAGAGGAGACGCGUUAAAACAACCAGGACGACUGCUCCGACAGCUGAGCUAUGAUGCACAAUACUUCACCGAGAACAUAAUCCUGAGCUUCCUCUUUACCGACCACGACGGGACUGAAUCAAUUUUCUGCACAGAGUCUUCUGGGUUUGUUCCACUAUCCACAAGAUGCAUAUGAAUAGCUUAUUAGAUCAUUGGACGGACAUCUCCAGGAUGUGUGACGUGGACGUGUCCUCUGAGCCCACUAGUCCUACCCUGUAUGGUGAGUCUUCAGACAAGUACUACCAUGUGGACCGCUGGCAGAAGCUCCGCACUGCUGUCCGCAAACUGGAGUUCUGGGAAAACUUCACAGCUGAGCUAAUCGGGAGCGGCUUCUUCUCCAAAGUCUAUAAGGUGAUUCACAGCACCAGUCGGAAAGUGAUGGUGGUGAAAAUAUAUAAAAAUGACGUGGACCAAGACAGCAUUGUACGAGAGAUCAGCCUGCUGCAGAAACUCUCCCACCCCAACAUUGUCAGAUAUCUAGGAAUCUGUGUCAAGGAAGACAAACUCUAUCCGAUCCUAGAGUAUGUAAAUGGUGGCUGUCUGGAGGAGCUUUUGGCCAGGAAAGACGUUCCCCUGUGCUGGAGAGAGAAGGUGGACCUGGCCUGUGAUAUAAGCAGAGGAAUGAUCUACCUGCACUACAAGAACAUUUACCACAGGGACCUCAACUCCAAGAAUUGUCUGAUUCGGGUGACGUCUCGGGGUCGGGAGGCCCUGGUGACUGACUUUGGCCUGGCCAGGGAGGUGGUGGAGCUGCCAGUCAAAGACCUUGGCAGGAAGCUGUCACUGGUGGGCUCAGCCUUUUGGAUGGCCCCCGAGAUGCUCCGAGGAGAACCUUAUGACCGCAAGGUGGAUGUUUUCUCCUUUGGCAUUGUGCUCUGUGAAAUCCUUGCCAGGAUCCCUGCUGACCCAGAGAUACUACCCAGAACACAGGACUAUGGACUUGAUGUGAAUGCAUUCAGGGAGCUGGUAACUGACUGUCCUCAGCGUCUCCUGGAGCUGUCAGCCAGCUGCUGUAUGGUGGAGUCCUUCAGACGGCCAGCAUUCACAGAGUUGCUGGAUGAGUUGGGAGAAGUUGCUGAGAGUCUGGAGCCUCCAGCAAAAUCUGAUGUGACCACAAGCUGAGUCGUCAGUCUGGGAUGCAGCAACAGGAUCAUAGUGUCUGCAAUUAUUCGUCACUGUUUGGACAGGAAACUGUACUGAACCUGAGCAAAAACAAAAACCUGAAUAUUUCAGCCCUCCUCCACUGCACAACACAUGAGCGUGGCUGAACUUCUCUAAACUGAGGUGGAGCAGACAUAUCAGAUGUGUUUUUGGAAGGCAGCGGAAACUCUCCUGACUUAUCAUGGACAGCUUGCUUUGACCCGUUUAUGUACAGGUGAAUAGUAGUUUGAAUUGCGUCUUAUUCGACUCAAAGAUCUUCUCUUCUCUUCACUUCCUUCUCCUUUCUGUAAAUCAUUUGUUUUUAACCAACAACACGGAUGAUCAAGUCUGGUGAUGUAUUUUCUGCCUCUUCUAUCUGCUCAUACGUCCCUUUUGACUCUACAGACCUGGAUAGAUUUAACGCUUCUCCAACAGGAAAUUGCAUUUGUAGACUGAGAAAGAACUUUCAACUUGAUACAUGCGACAAAUAAUACAUCAGGAGCUGAAGAGAUUUGAAGCUGUCUUGUAGACUUUGAGUGGAUUUGUGUUCAGGUUCACAAAUCAUCCAGUAUUCAUGAUUAUAUUUCAAGAAGUUCAAGAGUCUUUAUUGACAUUGCGCAUGUCAAUGAAAUUUUCAUUGCAACCCCCAUGUUAGGAACAGAUAGUAAGAAAGAUAAGAAGACUAGAAAGAAUAAAAUUAAGAUAACUACAAUAAAAUAAAAUAAACCAACAUGCAAUAAAGAUAUUUGUAAAGCAAUUAAAAAUAUAACAGAAUGAAAAUAUACUAAGGCAAUAAAAUAUACUUUAAUGUUGAUCUUAGAUAUUAUUUCCAAAAACAGUUUUCCUGAAUAACCCUGAACACCUCCAAGCUUUUCAGGAACAGGAAUAUUUUAGACCUUUAGUCUUUAUUCAUCAUCGUGAUUUUGAAUUUUUGAGUUGUGUGGUAGGUUUUACUUAAAAGAACCAUCAAUUCUCAUCAGAAAAUGGUUGUUUUCAAAAGCGAUAUGCACAAUUCAGUGUCCCCAUCUCUGUUUGAUUUGCCAUAUUUUCAAUUCAAUUUUAUUUAUAUAGCGCCAAAUCACAAUAAAAGUUGUCUCAGGACACUUUCCAUAUAGAUCAGGUACAGACCAAACUCUAUAUCUACAGAGACCAACAAUUCCCUCAUGAGCAAGCACUUGGAGACAGUGGCGAGGAAAAACUUCAUUUUUGCAGGCAUAAACCUCAAGCAGAAUUAGAACCAUAUUUUAUUGUUAUUUGUCAGAUUUUAUUAAGUUACUUUGAACUGAACAUGUGCAUGUAAAUAUUUAUGCUUUUCUCUUUUGCUUGAUACUGCUUACACCUUUUUUGGAAUUGAAAGGGUCCACAUUCUUUUGCGUUUGGUCUCACUGAUUUUUCAGACAGCUACAAUACAAAAUGAACUCUUACAGCAGCCACAUUUGUUUUUUGUUGUAUUAAAUUUAAAUUGCAAUGUCUGCUGGGAUCCAGCCCGUGACCCUAAAGGAUUAGCGAGUAUAGUCAAUGGAUGGAUUCAUAAUUGAUAUUUUUUGAUGGGAACAUUAAAGUUAUUUUUCAAAUGUCAGGGAUACAGGUUUAGUUUUCUUGCACAGACACACAAAAGCUAAAACAGGAAACAAUAUAAAAAAAGAAUAAUGAAAUAUAAGUGGCACAGAAACACUGGCAGGUUUUCACAUACAGAAAUAUAUCUGAAUUGGGAAACAGACUCACCAAGGAGAAGAAUGGCUAAAAUGGCAUACAUUUAAAAUAAUCUUAAACUUAAUUUCCUGUUUAGGCAGGCAGUUUUCACCAAACAAAUACAUUGUUUGCUCAGAGUGACUGUAAAAUAUUAAUCUGCAUUUAUGGUGCUUUUCUGAAGUCACUGUUUUAGUUAUCACAUUCCACAAUGGAAAACUGAUGGAACCAUUUUCAUUUUAUUUACUUAAAUAAAAUUAGAAAAAUAAAGAUUCAGUCCCAUUUCAUAUAAAAACCUGUGUAUAAUUCAUUGUGAAAUGUUCUUCAGUCACAUUCCAUAUUAGUGUUCAGUCUUCAAUGUGAUCACGUCUCAUCAUCAGGUAGAGACAACCAUGUUUUGCCACUGUUAGCCAGUUCUCUCAGAUUCAGUGAUUCUGAGAGAUCAGUGUUUUUGAUGUGGGAGACAACUCUUUGCUAAUAAAAAGUUACUUCUGUU
Chelmon rostratus (copperband butterflyfish) is the source of this 3396-nucleotide messenger RNA. RefSeq names its product PKc_LIMK_like_unk domain-containing protein. Bases 198 to 1193 code for a protein of 331 amino acids. The record is from RefSeq and is a predicted model, not a curated record. The transcript has 10 exons. Lineage: Eukaryota; Metazoa; Chordata; Actinopteri; Chaetodontiformes; Chaetodontidae. Gene Ontology annotation, molecular function: protein serine/threonine kinase activity; ATP binding. Gene Ontology annotation, biological process: protein phosphorylation; actin cytoskeleton organization. Gene Ontology annotation, cellular component: nucleus; cytoplasm.